Molecule: messenger RNA, 888 nt
Organism: Vicia villosa (hairy vetch)
Lineage: Eukaryota; Viridiplantae; Streptophyta; Magnoliopsida; Fabales; Fabaceae
Exons: 4
Coding region: 151-753 (200 amino acids)
Molecular function (GO): DNA binding
Source: RefSeq, a predicted model, not a curated record
GUUUUGGUUCUCGAUUUUUGUUGGGUACCCAUUUGUGUGGUUUUGUUGUUUUUGUAGAUUAACCGAUUAUCCCCUUGCCUUAAUCACAUUGCUAAUAAUUUUCGGUAUGCAUGCAGUUUCUCAUCUAAUGAUGGCGUUGAUGACAUUGCAAUGACUAACGAAGGAGAAGCGGCUGUUGUUGUUGGGAAAUCAGACGUCCAUACAUCCGCAGCUGGUGCUAUGAACUGUUGUUUAGAAGCCGAUGGCUGCCAGGGAAGUGGUGAGACUGUUGCCAGAGAGUGUUUGAAGCCCAAAUCGAGGAAGGCUAAAUUUGUAUAUGUUAGCUCAGAUGAGGAGUAUGAAGGUCUGUUUGAAAAAUAUAGUGUAAAUCAGAUGAAAGUUGUACAUUUAUUGAAGGAUCCUUGUGUCGAUGACCGUAGCUCUGAUUCGGGGAGUGAUGAGGUAGGGGAUGAAGGAUAUGAUUUUUACCACAGUUGGAAGGUUGAGGUUAUAGACGGACAGAGCAUGCAGACUAAUGUGCAGUCUUUUCCUGCAUGUGUUUCAAAACACUAUCUGCUGUGGAAUCAAAGAGGGAUUGAGCUUAUAGAUGAAGAUACUCGGAGGAGUUAUUAUGUGGAGAUUGGCUGGCCAGUGCGUAACGAAAAGCCGUUUAAGAGUGAAAAAUUUAUGGGUGGAGGAUGGCACGACUAUGUGAAGGAUAGGGAUGUCCGAACUGGAGAUACCUUGUGGUUCACCAUAGAGAAUCCUCCGUGACGGCUAUAUGUUACGUUGGUGAAGGGGUAGGGCGUUUUGGAUUUGGACUUGUAAUGUUGACUGUGUUUAUUUUUUUGGUAAUAUGUAUUGCCCGAACAGUAUGGUUGGUUUUAUUGUUGUUAAUUUUUGGUCGGA